Messenger RNA from Plasmopara halstedii, 1560 nucleotides. RefSeq names its product amino acid auxin permease family. The transcript has a single exon. The coding region runs from base 1 to 1560 and encodes 519 amino acids. Lineage: Eukaryota; Oomycota; Peronosporomycetes; Peronosporales; Peronosporaceae. Gene Ontology annotation, biological process: amino acid transmembrane transport. The record is from RefSeq and is a predicted model, not a curated record. Gene Ontology annotation, molecular function: amino acid transmembrane transporter activity.
AUGUCAACCUCGGACGAGAUCUCGCCAUUACUCCCAUUGUCUCCAGAGCUUCUUCCGUCCCAAAAGCAUAAUCAUCGUCGCAAUUCGUUCGAAGCUGGAUUUCCACUUAUUGUUUCCAAAAAGCUUACUAAUGUACGAGAUUCCAAGCCUGCAUUAACAACUUGUGCGUUGCUGCAUCUAUGGAUUGGUCGCAAUUGUGCCGUGCCGUUCACACUUCUAAUGUCGGCCAUUGGUGCGGGUACAUUAUCAGUUCCCUUGACGUUUGUGUUAUUAUCGCCUUUCCAAGCACUUUCAAUCUUAAUAUUUGUGGGAAUGGCGAUGGCAUUUACAGCUGAUACACUUGUGGGUAUAUAUGUGGUAGUCGCAAUGAACAAUAUCAGUGAUUGGCGGACAAAUCGAGAUUCGUAUCAGUUUUUAGCAUGGAAAGCUGGUGGCAAAUUAAUGGCUCGACUGACUGGAGCUUUGACUGCAUUUGCAGUCUUUGGAGCGUGCGUUGGCUGCAUAUGCGUGGUAAAAGACAUGGCACCGAUAAUGUUGUCUGCAUUGAUAUAUAAUUUUGAACAGAAAAGUUUGGAGGAACGGCAACUAGCAGUGAAAAUAGCAGUUUGGGCUGUUAUGUUGAUUGUGUUGUUACCACUUGGAUGUCUAACAAAAAUCUCAGCGCUGCGUUUUUCAUCAUAUUUGGGAGUCGCCUUUUCGAUUUAUCUCGUGGGUGCAGUUGCUUACCGUGCUGCAACUGAAAGUACUGAAAAUAAUCGUUCGUAUGCUGUUGGAACGUCAGAGUCAGUGACAAAAACUGUUGCACCUUUGUUCUGGCGUAUUUCGGAGGUUGUGGGAAUCUACAAUUUCGCGUUCAUGCUACAUUUGAACAUUAUCCCGCUAUUUGCGCAGCUAGUAGCAGCUGAGAUGGCGAGAAAGAUUAAGGUGCUUAACAAUAAACUUGACGCUUUUGAAACUAAUAAGGCGAUGGUGACUGUGCUUGAAAGUGCUCAACUGACUAUGCAACGUCAUCUAAUUCUAGCUGUUGGAUCUUGUGUUUUACUCUACGCAAUCUUUGGUCUUUGCGCUGUGCAAAUCUACGGCCAUGAAACAUUGGGCAAUAUAUUGCUGAAUCUUUCAAACGAUGCUAUAAUGGAGGUACCUCGCGUGGCAAUUUUAUUGACAAUUUUGUUAUCUUUCCCACUGUUAUUUCAUCCAUUGCGCUCGUUGAUGCUUGAGAUUUAUGUCACUUGUCUCUCCAGCAAUCCUCACGAUGAAAGCUUCGAAGAGGUCGCGAUAGCUCCGCCACGAGCUGUGCAGGCCAUUGUGACUAUAUCUUUGGUGGUUGCUCAGGUAAUCUGCGCUUUGCGAGUGCCCGGGAUUCACGUGGUGUUUUCGUUUGUUGGUUCGAGUAUCUUGCUGAUGCUUUGCUACGUGUUUCCACUUAUCUUUUACAUUCGCCUUAUCCCCUGGCGCACAAAUCGUAAGCGUAUGAUACGAUUAGCUCUGCUGAUAUUUGUCUGCGUGAUUGCGACUCUAUUUUGUGUUGCAGCUACCCUUCAGGUUAUUACAUCGACAUGA